AUGGAAAUAGAAAAACUGGAUAUUGAUUCAAUCUUUAUUAAGUAUACGAUAAAAGAAAUUGUUGAACAUGUUGAUCAAAAAAUUAAAGUUGAUAUGGAAAGGAAAAAAGAAGAGUUAAGAUCAAUGGUUGGCGAACGAUAUCGAGAUUUAAUCGAAGCAGCCGAUGAAAUUUUUAGUAUGAAAAAAUGUGCAAAAGGAGUUGAGACAUCUGUUCAUCUGUUGAAUGAAAAGUGUUCAAAAGUCGAUAAUGUUAUCUCGUUCCAAUCAGGAACAAAAAAAGGAAAAGAUGAACCAGAAAUGUCGUUGGCAAUUGCUGUCAGAAUUCUGACAGAAACAAGACGUGUUUGUUGGAUGUAUUUAGAAGAAAAUAAUUUCAUAGCAGCUGCUCGACAAUAUUUGUUGGCUGCACAUAUGGCAUCAUCAUUUGAACUACGAAACAAUAAUGAUGGAAUAGAAAACAUCGAUUUAGAAAGCCAAAAAGCUAUCGUUUGUGCAACACGUUUAUGGCAUCAAACACGUCAUAUAAAAGCAAUUAUUUUGGAAAAAGCUCGAGCGUAUUUGAAUGUAAAAGAUGCUGAUGUAAAUUCGUUAGGAAAUGCUCUGUCGACGUUGAUCGCAUUUGGAAAUAAAUCGAUUGAUCAUAUUUUAACGGAAUUUUUGAAUGCAAAAUUAUAUUCGAUCAAGGCUUGUUACCAAAACGUUGAUAUCAAGCAAAAUUCGAAAGAUUCAGUUCGACAAUUGUUAGUAUUAUUCAUUAAUACGAUAUUUGAAAUUGAUAUGUUGUUUAGUAAAAAUGACGACAUUGAAAAAGAUGAACGUGAUUUAUUGAAAAAACAUGUUUUGCUAUUUUUCUCUCCAAAUUAUUCACCAAAAACGGCGUCGUCAGCAUCACCACAAAUUAUCAAAGCAGAACAAGAUUUUUUUAAAAAUUGUGAAUCUGUCGAUAUGUCUACAUUUAGUGAACAACAAACACAACUUGUGAAAGAUUCAGUUGAAAAAUGGUUAAAAACAAUGCUUGAAACUGUUAAAAUUGGUCUUGGCGAACUUCUUCGUUAUACUUCGUCGUUGAAAGCAUUAUUGCAUCUAAAAUCCAAUCUUAUUAAUUUAAUGUCAGAAGAUCGAAUGAAACAUUGGCAAACUGUUUGUAGUCGUUUGUUGAAUACAAAUAUGGAAAUAUCUUUAUGGGAUGAUAUAAUUAAACUAGAAUUACGUGAACAAGCAAGAAAAGUUUUACAUGCACGAUUUGAUCAAUUUAAUCGGACAGCAUUAAAAAAAGUAGAACAAAAAUUGUCAGCAUUCCAAAUGAAUUCUUCAGGUAAAAUGGACAAAUCGACAGAUACAAACGUUCUUGAUUAUAUAUGGAGUGAUAUUGAUAAUGGUAUACCAAGUGAUUAUGUAUGGAGUCCAUCGACAAAUCGUAUUCCCAUUGGUGAUGCGAAAUUUAGUUUAAAAGCAGUUGCUAUACCAAUGGAUUUACAAAUAUUAUGUCGAGAGUUUGACGAUGAACUUAAUCAAAUAUUGAUUGAUGUUAAUGAAUUUUCAUCAACUGAUACACCAGAGAUGGAUAAUUUAAAUGUAUUUCCGACAAUACAAUCAAAUGUUGGAUUUUUUGAUGAUAGGAACUUUGUUGUUGAUCAUUUAGAAGAGUGUGUUAUCAAUUUGUGUACAACUCUGGUGACUCAUCUUAGACAAUUAGCAAAUGAUAAUGAAAAGUCAAAGGACGAAGAAAAAUUUAGUGCAAGUUUGAUAUGGCUUGGUGCUUGUGCUCGUGCUAUACCUAUUGCUUGUAAAAAUUUAAAGAAUUCACUAGACGUAGCAAAUGAAACCGGAAAUAGUUCAACAGAAAAAAAGAUUCGAUCGAUGCCACAAUCUGCUGUAUUCAAGCGUUCAAAUGUAAAUUACAAAGCAGAAAAACCCUCGUGGUUAAAAACACGUGAUUUGUUCAUGACAACACAUACAGAUCUUUUCAAACAAUGGAUAAAACAUAUUUGUUCAAUAGUCGAUGAACAAUUAAUAAUAAAUUUGAAAACAUUUCUCGAUGAUUUACCAAAUUUGAUUUGGGAUGAAGUUGAAAUUGAAGAAAGUCUUGAUACGGAUAAAUCAUAUAAGAGUGUUAUUCGUGUUCCAAUGUAUUGUACACCAUUUAUAGAAGAAAUAUUAUUUAACGUUUGUCAACAAAUCAAUAGAGCUUUGGCACAUGGUUUAGAAAAAGAUUUAUCCGUCGAAAUGGCAUCAAGAUUAUUGUAUACAUUUUUGAAUGUUUAUGAAUCAUGGUUAACAGACAAUAUUAAAAAUUCGACAAAAAAACGAAUUCAAACACGAAUUAUACAAAUCAUCUAUGAUUUACGUUUUGUUCAUAUGUUAUUAGAACGAAAAGAUGGUUCUGUGAGUGCAAAAGAAUUGAAUGAACGUUUUAUGAGAUUAAUUGAUAAUAUAGAAGCUGAAGUUGAUCCAUUUGAUUUAAAUGUACUUUCACCAUAUAUGCAAUCUCAUUUACAAAAAAUGGGACCAAGAUCAUCCGUAAGAACAAAAAAAAUGAUUCUGAUCAAUGUUUAUAUAACGUAUAAUCUUUUAUUCGGUCAUUUAGUUAAUAAUGAUCGUUUAAUUCCAUCGAAACCAUUGCCGAUGAAUACUCAAGAUGCAAAUAAUAUUCUUUCAUUAUCAACGUGUUCACAACGUUUUUCAUUAUUGCCUAUUGCUGGAAAUAUGAAUAUAACAGCAACUAAUUCGUCGUCAAUUAUUCCUAGUUCAUCAUCAAAAAUAAAAGUACUUUCAUCAACUGCACAAGGACUCUCUACAUCGCUAGCUACCAACUCGGACACAGAACUGACAGCAAUAGCUUCCACACCCUAUAAACCUAUAGCAUCGAAUGUUGCGGAGGUCGCAACCUAUUACAGUAAAUGGUUUUCCAGUAUGGUGAAAUGA
This is a messenger RNA of Didymodactylos carnosus, 2925 nucleotides long. The record is from the annotation of a GenBank genome assembly. Lineage: Eukaryota; Metazoa; Rotifera; Eurotatoria; Philodinida; Philodinidae.